AUGCUAUUCAGCUGGCCUUAUCCAGAGGCCCCGAUUGAAGGUUAUUGGGGCAAGCCUACCUCUCUGAUUGAUUGGUGCGAGGAAAAUUAUGUUGUGUCUCCCUAUAUUGCAGAAUGGUCAAAUACUAUAACUAACAGUAUAUUUUUAAUGACCGCCUUCUAUUCUACAUAUAGCGCUUGGCGUAACAAAUUGGAAACAAGAUAUAUAUUGAUAGGAAUGGGGUUCUCACUGGUUGGUAUUGGUUCGUGGUUAUUUCAUAUGACUUUACAGUAUCGUUAUCAAUUGUUGGACGAAUUGCCAAUGCUUUAUGCAACUAUCAUCCCAUCGUGGGGUAUUUUUGCAGAAACUCAAGAAAUUUUGAUUAAGGAUGAAAAGAAAAGGAAGGAGAGUUCAUUUAGAAUUCAAAUGGUAAUUUCUUUUAUCAUGUGUGGUAUAGUCACUCUUUUAACCUGGAUUUACGUUGUUGUCCAAAAACCAGCAAUUUUCCAGGUCCUUUAUGGUAUUUUGACCCUUCUAGUGGUGGUUCUUUCUGGCUGGUUAACCUAUUAUCACGUUCAUGACUCAUUCGCAAAGAAAAAUCUUUUUAUCACAAUGGUUAUGGGCAUGGUGCCUUUUGUCAUUGGGUUCAUUUGUUGGCAAUUAGACAUUCACUUGUGUUCUUUCUGGAUCUAUAUCCGGAGAACAUAUUUGGCCUUGCCAUUAGGUGUUUUGUUGGAACUGCAUGCUUGGUGGCACCUUUUGACCGGUACUGGUGUCUAUAUCUUCGUCGUGUAUUUGCAAUAUUUAAGAAUAUUAACCCAUGGAAACCCGGAUGACUUUUUAUUCAUAUGGAGAUGGAGAUUUUUCCCUGAGUUGGUGAGAAAGGGUUUACCGAUUGGUACCUCUUAUUCAAUGGAGUAUCUGGGGCCAAUUGUAAAUGCGCAAGCAGAUGAUGGAUCAAAAAAGAAUAACUAA
Molecule: messenger RNA, 954 nt
Organism: Saccharomyces paradoxus
Lineage: Eukaryota; Fungi; Ascomycota; Saccharomycetes; Saccharomycetales; Saccharomycetaceae
Gene: YDC1
Product: alkaline dihydroceramidase
Exons: 1
Coding region: 1-954 (317 amino acids)
Biological process (GO): ceramide biosynthetic process; ceramide catabolic process
Cellular component (GO): endoplasmic reticulum membrane
Source: RefSeq, a predicted model, not a curated record